This is a messenger RNA of Selaginella moellendorffii, 2347 nucleotides long. RefSeq names its product LRR receptor-like serine/threonine-protein kinase GSO2. Lineage: Eukaryota; Viridiplantae; Streptophyta; Lycopodiopsida; Selaginellales; Selaginellaceae. Gene Ontology annotation, molecular function: protein binding. The transcript has a single exon. The record is from RefSeq and is a predicted model, not a curated record. The coding region runs from base 1 to 2220 and encodes 739 amino acids.
AUGUCUAGAACAAGUAUGUCUUUCCUUGUUGUUUUGACAGUUUCACUGCUCGCCCACCACACCACCGCAGCGUCCUGCAACAGUGAAGAUGAAAAGGCAUUGCUGGCUUUCAAGGACGCCGACCAAGAUCGAAGCAAGCUACUUACCACUUGGAGCCCGCAAUCCAGUUGCUGCGAGUGGUCUGGUAUCAAAUGCGAUGGAGCUAGCGGCCGGGUGAGCGAGCUCAAGCUGGAGUCCCUGGGAUUAACAGGUACGCUGUCUCCGGAGCUGGGAAGCCUCUCCCACCUCCGUACGCUCAACGUCCACGGCAAUAGCAUGGACGGUCCGAUACCUUCCACCUUUGGUAAGCUACUUCGGCUGGAGGUUCUCGACUUGGGCACCAACUUCUUCUCCGGAGCACUGCCAGCGUCGCUUGCUCAGCUCGCAUCCACGCUGCAAACGCUGGAUCUGUCAGGUUACAGAUUCGAAGGACCGUUUCCAUCGGUUAUUGGAAAACUUACCAGCUUGAGGAAGCUCAUCCUGGAAAGAGCUGAUGCGUCUGCCGGCAGCAUUCCUUCGUUCCUCGCCAGCCUCGAGAAUCUCACCAUCUUAAAUCUCCAAGGAAGCUGGUUCACGGGCUCCAUUCCUUCGUCCUUGAGUAAACUCAAAAAUCUUCAAACGCUCGAUCUCUCGGACGGCCUCCGGCUCACAGGGUCCAUACCGGCGUUUCUCGGCGGCCUUCAAAACCUGGAGUAUCUCGACUUGAGUGGUACCAAGUUUUCUGGUUCCAUUCCUCCAUCUCUCGGCAACCUCCCCAAGCUGCGUUUCCUGGACAUCUCCAACACGCUCGUCAGCAGCAGUAUACCUGUUGAGAUUGGCAAGCUUACCAGCUUGGAAACUCUGAGAAUCUCCGGCACCAAAGCCGCUGGACGAAUCCCCGACACGCUUGGGAACCUGAAGAAGCUCAAAGUGUUGGAGCUGUCUCAAAAUGCAGGUAUGCGUGGUCCCAUCCCCAGCUCCUUCGGCCAGCUCUCUUCCCUGGAAGAGCUUUCGGUCUCCAGCACUGGGCUUACGGGACAAAUACCGAGCUCUCUCGGCCAACUUAGCAGACUUGUCAAGCUCGACGUUACGUCCAACUCAUUGAGCGGCAGCAUUCCCGAAUCUUUGGGACUUCUGUCCAGUCUUGAAGUCUUUUGGGCCUCCGAAAACCUGCUGUCCGGGCGAGUUCCAGAGGGAUUUGCUCGAGGCCUCAAAAAUCUCACAGUCCUCCAGCUUUCGAUGAACAACCUCACUGGACUCCCCACCAACAUGGCCAAGCUCGUCAAUUUGAACGCUGUCUACUUAGACAACAACGAUAUCAGAAGCUUUGACGCCAUCUCUGGACUGGCAACACUCCCGGAGCUCUCAACCAUCUCUCUCAGUCGCUGCAAACUCCAAGGACCGAUACCUUCCUGGUUUGCAAACCUCAACCUCAAGCAACAGCCCCUAGGAUCUUCGUGUCUCAUCGACCUCUCCUUCAACUCCAUCACCGGAACUAUACCCGCUGCUCUCGGACGGAACUCCAACCUCACAAAUCUCUUCCUCCAAUCCAACAAACUCCAAGGAAAACUCCCAGACAGCUUUGGAAAAACUCUCCCCAGGCUGACUUACUCGGACUUUAGCUCCAACUUUCUCACGGGAGUACCGGCGGACCUGUCCAACUUGGGAAAAGGAGUGCUCUACUCGCUUGGAUUGGAGCACAACAAUCUCAGCUUCCAGGCUCUCGAGGGACUGACCACACUCUCCCAAGUCUCCUUCCUCACUCUCGACCAUUCCCACCUCACAGGAGCCAUCCCAAGCUGGUUCUCCAAGAUCCGGAUGAUCCAAGACGACUCCGACAGCGUCGCAGUACUGAGGCUGAGCUCCAACAUCAUCACUGGAAGAAUUCCACCGGAGCUCGGCCAGCUGACCCAAGUCACGGGGCUCUACCUGGACGACAACGCGAUCGCGGGCGAGAUCCCGCGCAGCCUCGCCAACCUCACGAGCCUGCAGAGGAUGAAUCUCGCCCAGAAUCGCUUGACAGGCAAGAUUCCAGUGGAAUUCCUGGCGCUCAAGCGCCUGCGCUACUUGAACGUCUCCCACAACCAGCUCACUGGCGCCAUACCUGAUGGAGCGCCGCUGAGCACCAUGGAUCCGGAGAACUUCGCCGGCAAUCCGGGGCUCUGCGGCAAGCCCCUGUCUCCAUGCCCCACGAAACCCUAGCUAGAGCUCUAAAUGCGUAGAAUAUCCUCAAAUUUGAAAUUUUACGGCAGAAAAAAGAAUAUUUCUUCCGUGAGGAUGGAGAUCCAGUCUACAUCACACAUUCUUGAAUGGCUACUUUCUUUAAUCA